Messenger RNA from Lachancea nothofagi CBS 11611, 897 nucleotides. The record is from the annotation of a GenBank genome assembly. Lineage: Eukaryota; Fungi; Ascomycota; Saccharomycetes; Saccharomycetales; Saccharomycetaceae.
AUGUCUGAUGCUCUGCCUUUGCCAUUUAGAUAUCAAUUUGCCGCAGGAGCAGUUGCUGGGAUCUCUGAGAUCCUGGUGAUGUACCCGCUGGACAUGGUCAAGACCAGAAUGCAGCUGCAGGUUAAGGGUGGUGCAGGUCCCCACUAUAACGGCGUUUUGGACUGCUUGAAGCAGAUCGUGGCUCGCGAAGGUGCCUCGAGACUGUACAAGGGAAUUUCGUCGCCGGUGCUUAUGGAAGCACCAAAGAGAGCGACCAAGUUCGCGUGCAACGACGAGUUUCAGAAGCUUUACAAGCGUGAGUUCGGCGUCGAGAAGUUGAACCAGUCGCUGAGCAUUUUGAGUGGUGCCUCUGCCGGUUGUUGCGAGGCGUUUGUCGUUGUUCCCUUCGAGCUGGUGAAGAUUCGUCUCCAAGACGCCAGCUCGAGCUUUAAUGGGCCCAUCGAAGUUGUGCGCAAGAUUAUUGCCCAGGAAGGUGUCAUGGCGAUGUACAAUGGGCUCGAGUCCACUCUGUGGCGUCAUGGUGUCUGGAACGCGGGUUAUUUUGGAGUUAUCUUCCAGGUUCGCUCUUUGUUACCUCAGGCUCAGACCAAGUCUCAACAGACGCGUAAUGAUUUGAUUGCUGGUACCAUCGGUGGUACUUUCGGAUCCAUGUUGAGCACGCCUUUCGACGUGGUCAAAUCUCGUGUCCAGAAUACCGCUGUUGUUGCUGGUCAAGCUCGCAAAUAUAACUGGUCGUGGCCAUCGCUAUUUACCAUCUACAGAGAGGAAGGAUUCGCUGCGCUUUACAAGGGUUUCGUGCCAAAGGUCUUGAGACUCGGCCCUGGUGGUGGUAUUUUGUUGGUGGUUUUCACAGGAGCCAUGGAUUUCUUCAGAACUAUUCACUACAAGCAGAAUUGA